GCGGUGGCUCCUUCCGGUGUCCUUCCCGGCGGGGGCGGCGGCGGCGCGGCCAUGGCGCAGAACCUGAAGGACCUGGCGGGGCGGCUGCCGGCCGGGCCCCGCGGCGUCGGCACCGCGCUCAAGCUGCUGCUGGGCGCCGGCGCCCUGGCCUACGGCGUGCGCGAGUCCGUGUUCAUCGUGGAGGGCGGCCAGCGCGCCAUCUUCUUCAACCGCAUCGGCGGCGUGCAGCAGGACACCAUCCUGGCCGAGGGGCUGCACUUCAGGAUUCCCUGGUUCCAGUAUCCCAUCAUCUACGACAUCCGAGCGCGCCCGCGGAAAAUUUCCUCCCCCACCGGCUCCAAAGACCUGCAGAUGGUGAACAUCUCCCUGCGGGUGCUGACGCGCCCCAACGCGGCUGAGCUGCCCAGCAUGUACCAGCGCCUGGGGCUGGACUAUGAGGAGCGGGUCCUGCCCUCCAUCGUCAACGAGGUGCUCAAGAGCGUUGUGGCCAAGUUCAACGCCUCCCAGCUCAUCACACAGAGAGCACAGGUGUCCCUGCUCAUUAGGCGAGAACUGACAGAGAGAGCCAAGGAUUUCAGCCUCAUCCUGGAUGAUGUGGCUAUCACAGAGCUUAGUUUCAGUCGUGAAUACACAGCAGCUGUGGAGGCUAAGCAAGUGGCCCAGCAGGAGGCACAGCGCGCCCAGUUCCUGGUGGAGAAGGCCAAGCAGGAGCAGAAGCAGAAGAUAGUUCAGGCUGAGGGGGAAGCGACAGCUGCCAAGAUGCUUGGGGAAGCUCUCAGCAGGAAUCCAGGCUACAUCAAGCUACGUAAGAUCCGAGCUGCUCAAAACAUCUCAAAAACGAUUGCUGCCUCACAAAACCGUGUGUAUCUCACAGCAGAUAACUUGGUACUGAACCUGCAGGAUGAGGGCUUCACCAGGUAAAGGGACUGGAUGGCUGGAUUUGUCUGCACCCUACCUGGGAAGC
Molecule: messenger RNA, 964 nt
Organism: Pseudopipra pipra
Lineage: Eukaryota; Metazoa; Chordata; Aves; Passeriformes; Pipridae
Gene: PHB2
Product: prohibitin 2
Exons: 8
Coding region: 52-921 (289 amino acids)
Biological process (GO): mitochondrion organization
Cellular component (GO): mitochondrion; membrane
Source: RefSeq, a predicted model, not a curated record